Molecule: messenger RNA, 5225 nt
Organism: Microplitis mediator
Lineage: Eukaryota; Metazoa; Arthropoda; Insecta; Hymenoptera; Braconidae
Gene: Synj
Product: synaptojanin-1
Exons: 5
Coding region: 411-3866 (1151 amino acids)
Biological process (GO): phosphatidylinositol dephosphorylation; synaptic vesicle endocytosis
Molecular function (GO): nucleic acid binding; phosphatidylinositol-4,5-bisphosphate 5-phosphatase activity
Source: RefSeq, a predicted model, not a curated record
UGCAGUAAAAAAUUUGAAAUUUUUCUUAAGAAAUUCAAAAAGUGAAUGGAUUGAAAUAUCGACUCCAAAACGCGCAUGCUUUUGCUGCCAGUGUAUUCAUAUAUAUAUAAACAUAUACACAUAUAUAUGUAUACAAGAAAGAUAAAGUGUACGAGUAGAAUGUAGACCAAAGUAAGCAGUAAAAUACGAGAGAGACAAAAUUACAAAGACACAAUGGAGGCUGAAGAGGGACACGGUGAUGCCGGGAUGAGGAUUCGUUGGUAGAUUGGUUAGUAAAGUUCAGUGUCAUCCAAGACUAACAACCAGCAGAGUAAUUCCUCCAAGAUCAUAAAAGAUUUUAUUUAAAAACCGGCAAAAAUUCAAAUAAAUACCAAACCUGGAUUAUAAAUAUAUAUCAUAAGUGUUUUGCAAUGGCGAUGGGCAAAGGGUUUCGUAUUUACGAAAAAUUAAAACCACCAAGUCCACAUUCGCUUAUUCUAGAGCAUCGCAAUUGUAAGGACACUGUUCUCUUUGAAUCACAGGCUGUUGCUGUUCUUUCUGCACAGGAGACUGAAUCCUUGAAGUCUCAGUACACAAAACUGCUAGAUGCUUAUGGAUGUCUAGGAGUACUCCAAUUAAACGCUGGUGAAAACACCCACCUGUACUUGGUGUUGGUAACAGGAUGUUUUUCAAUGGGAAAAAUCGGCGAUUCUGAAAUAUUCCGAAUCACCCAAACCCAUUUUGUUCCUCUGCACUACACACAAGGAAACGAGGAUCGUGUUUCUGAAGUCAGGAAGGUUUUAAAUUCGGGCACAUUUUAUUUUUCCUGGUCUGCUGGCCAGCAUGAGGCUCUCGAUAUUACUUUGAGUGUGCAGCGACGUUACAAAUCAACGUGUACUGAUAAUAGAUUUUUCUGGAACCGUAUGCUUCAUAUCCAUUUAUUGAGAUACGGAGUCGAUACAAAUCAAUGGUUACUGAAAGCGAUGUGUGGAAGUGUUGAAAUUCGGACGGUUUAUGUUGGUCAUAGACAAGCCAGAGCUGUCGUAGUCUCACGAUUAAGUUGUGAACGUGCUGGCACUAGAUUUAAUGUACGUGGUACGAAUGACGACGGGCAUGUAGCAAAUUUUGUCGAAACGGAGCAAAUAAUUUAUUUAGACAAUGAAGUUACGUCCUACGUCCAAACUCGGGGCUCAGUGCCGCUAUUUUGGGAACAACCGGGUAUCCAAGUAGGGUCACACAAAGUUAAAAUAUCUCGAGGGUUCGACACAGCGACUCCAGCAUUCGAUCGUCAUCUGAGCAUGAUAAAACAACGAUACGGACAGCAAGUUAUUGUUAAUCUACUGGGAUCGAGUUUAAUUGGUAGCAAAGAAAGCGAAGCGAUGCUGAGUCAAAUGUUUCAAAGCCAUCAUAAUUUAUCUCAACACAAUGAUGUACCUCAUAUUAUAUUUGAUUACCAUCAAGAGUGCCGUGGUGGCAAUAUGAAAAAUCUCUCCAAGCUAAAAGCGAAAGUUGAAAAGUAUUUGGACUCGUUUUCACUAUUUUAUGCCGUUGGAACUUCGGUGAUAAGCGAACAAAUUGGUACAAUACGUACUAAUUGUCUCGAUUGUUUAGACAGGACAAAUUGCGUGCAAACAUUCUUUGCGCUGGAAAUUCUCGCGAAACAAUUGAGUUUACUAAAAUUAUUUGAGAAGCAGCAAUUGGUGUCGCGGUUCGAGGAAGUCUUUAGACAAAUGUGGAUCAACAAUGGCAAUGAAGUGAGUAAAAUUUAUGCCGGAACUGGAGCUAUUCAAGGAAGUUCUAAACUGAUGGACGGCGCACGUUCAGCAGCGCGUACAAUUCAAAAUAAUUUAUUGGACUCGAGUAAACAAGAAGCUAUUGAUAUUUUAUUGUUGGGCUCAACUCUCAAUACCGAAUUGGCAGACCGAGCAAGGCUAUUAUUACCAUCAAAUAUGCUCCAUGCACCGCAAAGCGUUUUGAGGGAAAUGUGUAAACGCUACAGCGAGUACUUGAGAACAAUGAAUCUGCGUAUCGGUGUGGGAACUUACAACGUUAAUGGUGGAAAGCAUUUCCGCAGUGUUGUUUACAAAGACGUUUCUCUGACAGACUGGUUACUGGAUGCUCCGCGUAAUGCGACGGCUCUGUUAGCACCCGACGAUGAUGGAGUGCCUGUUGAUGUCUUUGCAGUCGGAUUUGAGGAAAUAGUUGACUUGAAUGCAAGCAAUAUAAUGGCAGCUAGCAGCGACAAUGCACGUGCGUGGGCUGAAGAAUUACAGAAAGUUUUAUCACGAGAUACUGAGUAUGUUCUGGUAACUUAUCAGCAAUUAGUCGGAGUAUGUUUGUAUCUGUUCGUACGACCCCAGCAUGCAGCUCAUUUACGUGAUGUAGCUGUAGAUUGCGUUAAAACGGGGCUUGGAGGUGCCACGGGUAACAAAGGAGCCGCUGCGAUAAGAUGUGUAUUGUAUUCAACGUCAUUCUGUUUUGUUUGCGCUCAUUUCGCGGCAGGUCAGUCACAAGUAAGCGAAAGAAAUGCUGAUUAUGCUGAAAUAACAAGAAAAUUGGCCUUCCCAAUGGGCCGCACACUUAAUACCCACGACUAUGUAUUUUGGUGUGGAGAUUUUAAUUAUCGUGUUGAUAUGGAUAAAGAUGAUAUGAAAGAUAUGAUAAGAAACAAUGAGCUAGACCAGAUACUGCAGUAUGAUCAGCUGCUUGUUCAACAGGAACAAGGAAAUGUAUUCAAAAAUUUUAUAGAGGGUCCUAUUACUUUUCCACCGACGUAUAAAUAUGACUUGUUUUCGGAUGAUUAUGAUACUAGUGAAAAAUGCCGUCAGCCUGCCUGGACAGAUCGAGUUCUCUGGAAACGUCGUAAGCAGAUACCGGACAUUGAUUUUCCAGCCGACUGGAAUCCCGGUAAACUAAUUUAUUAUGGUCGCGCUGAGCUGAAGCAGAGUGAUCAUCGACCAGUGAUAGCAAUAAUUGACGUCGAUGUACACGUUGUUGAUCCAGAAAAACGUGAAGCUGUAUUCAAAGAAGUUAUUGAAGAUCUGGGUCCACCAGACGGUACAAUAAUCGUUAAAGCUACCGAAGAAAGUGAUGACAUUGACAGUGUAUUUGAUGACAAUUUUAUGCUGGCGUUGCUUCAAGAACUUUCUCACAUAGGCGAAGUUAUUCUCGUGAGGUUUGUCGGCGAAACCAUUUGGGUAACGUUCCGAGACGGUCAAUGCGCUCUGUCGGCUGCUCGCAAAGGCAUGACGCAAGUCUGUGGUCAGACAUUGAAACUGUCAUUAAAAUCACCCAACUGGGUACAGCUUAUUCAAAAGGAAAUUGAAAUAUGCAGCAACACAACGAUACCACAGUACGAUGAAUCGCCAUCACGAAACAUUUCGAGACUUGAGCACUUAGAGAUAGCAGAUGAUCCACAUUCUGGAAGAUCAAGUCCAAGUGACGGGAAUCGACCACCGAGACCCGCACCUCCAACUCGUCCAGCUCCGCCGAAAAGUCCAGUUCACGAUCGUCGACCACUACCACGUGCCGGAGUCAUCAGCAUUAUGCCCAAUCAAUUUUCUCCAGCAGCCUCCUCGCGAGUCGACAUAGACAAUGAAAAGUCCGAAAGACUCUCUCCCGAGUCAGCAAUUUACGAAGAAAUUCUCGACGAGCCGCCGAAUUACCCAGUGCCCAAUCGACCUCCGCCACCGUUGCCCCGUUCAGCCUCGGAUGCUAAUCAAGACUCAAAGCCACCGAGUUCUGCUCCACCGCCUCUUCCACAAAGACAGAUGCCACUACCUCCACCACAACAUCCGCCGCCAAGUUUGCCUCCCACAAACUUACCACCCCCAGUACCAGCAAGAUCCGGCGGCGGACCUCCAAUACCAACUCGAAAUCCUCAAUAAAUAUUAGAUCGUUGUCUUUAGCUAAUUGAUAUUCUCAGCCAGUCAUAAUGAUAAUUAUUAUUAUUAUUUUCUUUCAUUUAGUUUAUAGCUAAAGUUAUAAAUGCCAUUGUCAUACCUCAACGAAAUUUAGCUCAGUAAGUUUUAUUUAAUAACUCAAUUACAUUCCGAACAAAUGCCUAGUGUUUAAUUUUAUUUAGAACUUGCCAGUGUCAAAUUUUUUUUAUUUAUUUUAAGCGGAAAAAAAUGAUUAAUUUAUUAGGUCUUAGCAAAAUAAAAAGAUAAUGAUCAAAAAAAUAUAUAUAUAUGCACGUAAAAUAGCAAAUUAAAAACUAUAAAACGUUGAAAUAUAAGUUUUUAAUUGAUAAAUUUGAUAGAUAAAAAUAAUUAUUGAUUAUGCUUGGUAGAUAUGCACCAAAUCAUAAUUAAUAAUUGUAACCGUUAUAAAAAAUUUAGAAAUUAUGAGUGUGAAUGUAGCAGACAUCAGACAAAUUUAAAAUUAUAAAUAAAUAGAGCAAAUAAUUUUUAAUAAAAUAUCUAUAAAAAAUGCACUUAUUAAUUUCAAAAUUUUAUUUCAUUAAUUGUUUACUCUAUUUAUCAAUAAUUUUAAAUUUGUCUGAUGUCUGCUACAUUCACUCAUUAGGAAUUUACGUAAUUAAUGUUUUGAUUUUUUUUCUGGUAGAAAACUGGAUGAACAAUAUAAUGCCUAAUUACAGUAUUCAUAUGUAACCGCAUGUAUCAGUCGUGUACUUUGUUUUUGUGAGAUGUAAUCUAUUGUUGACCAAUUGUUAAAAUGUUUAGAUUAAAUGUUUAAUAGAAAAGUUUAUUGAAAUUUUGAGAGCAGGUAUGAGAAAUUAUAAGAGUCUAAGAUAAAAAACUAUUGAUAUUAUUUUUAAUUUAUUUUAGUAGUUUGCAUUUAUAGGGCAGAAGUACCAGUUGUGGUUACGGUCCAUUUUUGGACAGUUAAUGCUUUAUUUUAAUUAAUAAAAAUUAUAACAGUGUGAUAAAAGUAUCUUUGUACGCGUUUUAAAAAUUAAUUGUCAUUGCGUCUUUCACAAAUUAUUUUAUUUCAAUUUUUAGUGUCCAAAACUGACCCUAAACUCAGCAAAAACGGUACCUCUACCCUAUUAUAUAUAAUAUUAUAUAUCGUCUCGUGUAAAUAUAUAACAUCGAACGGAAAUUAUAUAUUUGAUCAAUAGUAUUUGCGUAUUUUAAAAUAAAAUGGUUGGAUAAAUUACAGAUGUAAAAAUAAAUGAAAUAUUUAAAAUAUCAGAAAAUUAUAUCGAUAACUAAAUUUAUUAAAUGUACUGCAUUAUUUAUUUAAUAAAGAAAUAAUCAGUGGAGUCAUAUUUAUUUUAAUAU